AUGAAUGUAACAGCCAGCCAUCUCGCAGUGGCUAUCGCACUUGUGAUUGCAUCCAAGAUUCUUUACAACAUCUACCUGCACCCGCUUCGUAGCUACCCAGGCCCAAAGCUAUGGGCCGCAACCCGCCUCACCUGGACGCACGCUAUGCAGUCGGGUCAAUACCAUCGCAAGCUACACGAAUUACACACUAGAUACGGUCCAGUAGUCCGUAUCGCGCCCGACGAGCUCUCGUACACGACCCCCGACGCAUGGAGAGAUAUCUACGGCAAUCGCAGCAUCCCCAAGAACGCCGUCUGGGCAGGCCAGGAGGAACAGAAACAUCCAGUCAGCAUCGUGAGCACAAAUGAAGAGACACACCUGCGGAACCGGCGGGCGCUGACAGGCGCGUUCACCGAGCAUGCCAUCGCCGAGCAUGCAUCUGUGCUUGAAGACUUGGUGGGACUCAUGGUCACGAGGUUCAAGGAAAGCAUCACAAGCGCCGACGGGAAGACUGUGGUUGAUUUGGUGGACUGGACGAACUUUCUCACCUUCGACAUCUCUGGCUUGCUCUCCUACGGAACGUCGUUCUCGAGCGUGUCACACGGCCGCGCGCAUCCUUGGGUCGAGAUCUCGUGCUCGUUCGGCAAGGGCAUUGCGCUGAUGGCGUCAAUCAAUUUCUUUGCGCCGCUGAACAGGGCGCUGAAGUUUGCGAUGCCAAAGUCCGUCAUGGAGAAAAUGGAAUACCACAAGCAGCUUGCGCACGAGAAGUUUAUGCAGAGGUUGGCGAUGGAUGACGGAAGAGGGAAGCAGGACUACGUGGGUAGCAUCAUGGCGUAUAACGCGGACAAGGGCGAAGUCAAGAUUCCGGACGAGGAAAUUGAGGCGAACAUGACAUUGUUGAUUUUUGCGGGAAGUGAGACGACGAGUACGGCGUUGGCGGCGGUGCUGACGCAGCUGUUGCAGGCUCCCGCUGCACUGGAAAGCUUGGAGAAGGAAGUGCGGGCAGCAUUUCAGAGCGAGGAGGAUAUUAAUAUUGAGAGUGUAGCGAGGCUCGAGUAUCUCGGAGCGGUUAUUCAAGAGGGCAUUCGCAUGGGGCCUCCAGCGUCGAUAGCGUUGCCGAGGGUGACGCAGAGAGAGGAAAUUGUGGCAGGGCAACGUGUGCCGAGUGGGACCUUUGUAUCAGUGAACCAGUAUCCCACGUUUCGAUCUCCAAGCAACUUCACGCAACCCGACUCGUUCAUACCCGAACGCUUCUUGUCCGGCUCGCCGUUCGGUUCGGAUAGACUCGAAGCAUUCCAUCCCUUCCUGAUGGGUCGGCACAAGUGUAUAGGACAGAAGCUGGCGUUGACAAUCAUGAGGCUUACACUUGCAAGGCUAGUGUACGCGUUCGACAUGAGAGUAGUGCAGACUGUGCGUGAUUUUGGCGAGCAGAACACGUACAUAUUCUGGGAGAAGAAACCACUGCGGGUGGAGCUUAGGUUGAAGGCUGGAUCCUCAGGCGCCGCGGCAUGAAAAUCUUGCAUGUGCGUUAUAUCAUAGGACUGCGAAAAGUAUUCAUCUGCCGUAGUCUUCUAUUGACAUGUUGCCGAAUGACACCGUAAAGAGCGAGUCGCCGUACUGAUGG
Molecule: messenger RNA, 1603 nt
Organism: Paraphaeosphaeria sporulosa
Lineage: Eukaryota; Fungi; Ascomycota; Dothideomycetes; Pleosporales; Didymosphaeriaceae
Product: benzoate 4-monooxygenase cytochrome-like protein P450
Exons: 3
Coding region: 1-1491 (496 amino acids)
Molecular function (GO): monooxygenase activity; oxidoreductase activity, acting on paired donors, with incorporation or reduction of molecular oxygen; iron ion binding
Source: RefSeq, a predicted model, not a curated record